CCUUGUCCAGCUUAAAGAAGCAGCAAGCAGAGGGGAUGAUCACCUCAGCACCCACCCCCCUCCAUCAUGGGAAGUCAAUGUUGUAAGUGUGGUCCAGAUAUAGAACUACUAAAAAUAGAAGAGAGAGAACGGCAACGGAAGUUGCUUCUUGCAAAACGUCACCGAAAAAGGGUUAAGGCAGCUGGAAAGAUCCAGGCCUGGUGGCGUGGCAACCUGGUACGCCGGACCCUGCUGGUUGCUGCCCUCAGGGCCUGGAUGAUUCAGUGCUGGUGGAGAACAAUCCUGCACAGACAACACCAGAAGCUGCACCAGCGCCUUCUGAGAAUGUAUGUGAUCCAGGAACAAUCGGCAGUCAAGCUCCAGUCCUGGAUCCGCAUGCAGCAGUGUCGUCAAUAUUACUAUCAAAUAUGUGAUGCUCUUUGUGUGUACCAGCCCCUAAACAGCAGCCUUGUCUUCCAGAACAAAGACACUUCACAGGUACAGUAUGGAGCUCUUUUCAAGCGACCAGAGUUCCACAUUGAAAUCUUGUCCAUCUAA
Messenger RNA from Octodon degus (degu), 537 nucleotides. It is a transcript of the gene Iqcf3, whose product is annotated as IQ motif containing F3. The record is from RefSeq and is a predicted model, not a curated record. The transcript has 3 exons. Gene Ontology annotation, molecular function: calmodulin binding. NCBI's taxonomy places the organism in Eukaryota, Metazoa, Chordata, Mammalia, Rodentia, Octodontidae. The coding region runs from base 67 to 537 and encodes 156 amino acids.